CAGGCUCUGGAAUUGAUUGACAGCGCGUGCGGCUGCGUAUUGACCAGCCCACCACUUCCAGCAUGGUGGAGUCUGGUCCAACCAUUUUUACUCACCUUAGCUUCUUGUGAGCGCAUGAAAUUUUCAUGCACGUGAAAUUCUAGCGAGUGUAAGGACGUUGUGAGCGGGCUGUGUCGCCAUAUUUAUUUUGUAUGAAAACUUCAUGAGUUUGAUUACGGAGUACUCUCCCCUUCCUUACCACUCUCCUAUCUAUUGAGUGUGAAUAUUUUUUUUGUCGUUUUUUUUUUUGAAGGGGGAUUAUAGAGUGCCUUCUCGAUAGCAGCCCCCAAAAGAUCAAACGCUGUAACGUUGCACGCAAUUCUACCGUCAUUGAUUGAAACAUAUUAUGCAUGCCGAGGUAUCUGUUGAACGAUUAAUAGACUCAUCCUUUUUUCAGUGAAGGAAUUCAAUAUUCGUUUUGCGUCUUUUGACAACAAAUCUUGGCGACGAAAACUUUUAAAAGUGAAAAGUGUUUGGAUUCUGUAAAACCAGUGUUUGUGCAGACAUUUUCCAGGAAAAAAAGUGUAUAUUAAUUGUAUGUGUACAGUGUUACUUUAAAAAUCGGAUCUGUUUAGUAGGUGGUAAAACCGCAAGCUACAUACAUCUAUAUCAACAUCUUCAAAAAAAAAAAAAAAGGCGUGACUUGGAUUUUUUCAGUAUGGGUUCUUCGCCCAGGACGGUGGUCACGGCAACUUCACUCCUCUCGGAAGAUACGUCUCAAACGCCUUGGGAUCAAAUUCACGUGUUCGUUUAAUCAUCGAUUCCUACCUGGGAUCAAAUGGCUGUGUCCGUUGAUGAGGAUCGUUACGAUGCCCUGUCACGUGCGAUGUCACCAAGUUGAUAACUUCUCCACGUUACGCGCGCACACGCGGGAAACGAUUUGAUACAGUCGCCGCUAUCACGUUUAUAAUAACAAAUAAAUUUUUAAUGACUUUAAAACGUUGAGAAGUUAAAAAAAAAAGAGUACUAUGAUGGUUAAGUUGUGCGUUCAUCACAAUAUUUAUAUUUACCUAAAACCUGGCACCAAUCUUCCGAAUACAACACUGCUGUGAUCAAUUUAAGGGACUCUAAAAGUCAAUUAAAAAUACAAGUAAGGAUAUAGUACAAACAACGAACUAGAGCGAAGAAAUAUAAGCACUGCUUUAAAGUUUAGUAAGUCAAGCUCCAUAAAUGUAAAAUUAAGAUUCCUGUACAUAAGUCCCCACAGUACUUUUGGUUUACACUUUUCCAGAAAGUUUAUUUGUUUCUUAUGUGACAAUAUAAAGAAUCGCGCGAUUUGAUUCAACUAACGCCUAGUGAUUUAAAGACCAUCUUGGUAGUUACAUUAGUUUGUGUAAAAAAGUUACAUGUGUCGACAUACGAGGAUCGUGUGAUAAAAGCUAGUUAUUAACAGGACGUUCAGGGCCAGAGAGGGUCCGAGAGGAUCAUUGUGUGGACCUUCACAAAACCUAAUAGGACCGCUACUACUCAGGCUUCAGGCUGGCGGUCGCGGUCUACGAGCGGCAAGGACCGCACCACUGCGUCUUUCCUUCCAUGAAUGUGAAACAGCCGGCCCUCGGGGUCACCCCGGCCCCACUUACUCACCACGGGGGCAGGCACUCCCCCAACAGGCAUUGGGGGCCGGCGCCCGACAGAAUGAGAUGCAUGCCUUCUCCAUCGGGAAACUUCUUCUCCAGCUUAGAUGAUGGCUUCCUGGCCAGGGCCGAAGCCAUGGGAGUUAUGGAUAUUUCAAAGCCAUCGGGAGGUCACCAGUUGAUGAAGCCUGAAGGCCUCUACGGGCACACGCCCGACUUCACUGGACACAAUGGUGGUCCUCCUCGUCAUCAGAUGUCUACGCAUCCCCAUCCACACCACCAUCCCCACCCACACCAGCAUCAUGGGUUUGGACCGUCCGAGUCAAUGUUUGACCAGCUCACAGGCUCGCCUAACGGGCCCCCUGGGAUGCAGCUGGGACCGGUCGGCUCCAUGGCGGAGCACCACAACAACCUCAUGGUGCCCAGUGGGCCCACUUACCCUCAACACCACCAGAUGUAUCCGCCUAUGUACUCACACCCGUCAUCAGUGGUCAACACACACCCUGGGCUGCAACCGCACCCGGGGAGCAUGCACCACCAGGGCGUCCAUGAGUCCGACUGCGACCCCCGCGAGCUGGAGAUGUUCGCGGAGCGGUUCAAGCAGAGACGAAUUAAGCUUGGAGUAACCCAAGCCGACGUCGGCGCCGCACUGGCUAACCUCAAGAUCCCCGGAGUGGGCUGCCUCAGCCAAAGCACGAUCUGCAGAUUUGAGUCUCUCACUCUGAGCCACAAUAACAUGAUCGCUUUGAAACCAAUCCUGCAGACUUGGCUCGAGGACGCCGAGAAGCAAGCGAGGGAGAGGAAGGCGGAACUUGAGAACGGCCUCAACGGGGACAAAAAGAGAAAGAGGACCUCUAUUGCAGCUCCGGAGAAGCGAUCCCUGGAAGCUUACUUUGCAGUUCAACCACGACCUUCCGGGGAGAAGAUCGCGCAGAUAGCGGAGAAGCUUGACUUAAAGAAAAACGUUGUCCGCGUUUGGUUCUGCAAUCAGCGACAGAAGCAGAAACGCAUGAAGUUUUCAGCAAUAGCUGCAGGCAUGACCAUGGGACAUCAUUGACAGCAUCACCUUGACCUGUGACCUAUGUAUAUACACAUGGAUUAAAAAAACAUUCUUAGAAACAGUUCCAGACGUGUGAAAUUGGUUCUGCAAUCAGCGACAGAAGCAGAAACGCAUGAAGUUUUCAUUAAUAGCUGCAGGCAUGACCAUGGGACAUCAUUGACAACAUCACCUUGACCUGUGACCUAUGUAUAUACACAUGGAUUAAAAAACAUUCGUAGAAACAGUUCCAGACGUGUGAAAUUCGAAAGGAAAAAAAAAAUUAAAGAAAGAAAAAAAAAAAGAGGGAAAUUCCCAGCAAGGGAAGUAAUUCACCUGUUUGCAAUCGUCUGCUCUGUGUUAUCACUAGUCAGAACGAGGAGAACUUUAGUGAAGGACAAGGAUGAUGAUCGAUUGGAGAAAGCCAGAGAUCGAAUCAAAAUUUGAGAUAGCCACGUAAAUUUAGGAGCCGGGCAAGAUAAUCCCUCUAAAAAGUCAAGUCAAUAUGACUUAAAGAGCUCAGCCAGCAGACAAGAUUGACUUAUCGUUUCCCCGAUAAGGCAAUGACGUCACAACCACUAAUCCCCCUCCCCUCCACACACACACACACCAUCAUAAAUUCAUUCCUUAAACGCGAUAACAUUUUUCAAACAUUUUGUUUUUUCUUUAAAGACUAACAUUGGCCUAAAUAUUUCAGGGUUAAUGUUGCCACGGCAAUAGUCACGAAUCACAAGAGCGACUUACCCGGAAAUGUGUACAGUGUUCUUAAACUUUGCGAUGAGCAGAAGUGGAGAGCUCCAUGUGAUGCGGGAUCUUGUUUUUUAGAGUGUCACACAAUACAUUGUUAGAGACAGGGUGUGCGGUUUAAAAAAAAAAAUUCAACUAACGCCAUAAUACUCUACAUUUUCGAACUGUACGAAUUUCCAUGGGGCUUGGUGGCUUAGGGGUAAGCUUUUGACUUCCAAACCUAAGCUUGCCAAGUUUGAAUCCCAGCGAUGACUGAGAUCCUGGAUAUCAGGAUUUUUUAGGACGCCCCUGAGUCCACCCAGCUCUAAGUCAAUGUCUUCGCCUCUGCAACUCGAGGCUCAACAUUUAAAAACAAAAUGAGAUUACUGUGUAAAUAUAUUCAUAUUUCUGCCCCCAUGUUUUUAUCUUCAUUUAGAUAAAUAAUUAUAGGAUGUAUAUACCAAGUCUAGGGCACAGUACACAAGAUGUAAGACUUUAGGAUGCUAACCAUAUGAUUAUUUUGUACCUGAAAUGAAUGGUAAUCUGUGUUUGAAAGAAUGUAAAGUACUUUCUUUCUUUACAACCUACUUAGAGCACAGCAAUGUAAAUAGCACUGAUAAGAAUAGUAUCACUGGUUUUGCACAUUGAUGUAAAUAACACUUCAACUGAUUGAGAGGUUGAUUUUGCACUGGAAUGCACACAGUUCGAUAAAUGGAUGCAUUGAAUACAAAUACUCAAGACUCUAUAACAUCUGUAACCUAAUAUAACAUAGUCAAGUUGAUUUGUAAUCACAGAUAAGAAAAAGGACUGCUCAAAGAAUCAACUCAGAUCACUGGCCCCAAGACUCGUGGAUCGGAGAACCACUGCGCAUCAGAUAUAGAAGUUCUCCACUAGGUGGAUUUACAAUAAAAAAGCUUAUGCAGAAGAACACUAAAUAAAAUACCAAUUAUCCCAAAACGGGUCAACAUGUUCGUGCAUUCAAGUUUGAACUGAAUGAUUUCAAUUCGAUGUUAGUAAAUUAGUAUAGCGUGCUUAGUAUUAAUUGAGAUGUACCAAUCCGUUGAAAUAACAAGGUGUGAUAUUGCUCAUGUACAUAGAGGUAAAGACAGUAUAAUGCUGUACGCAACAUGUACACAAAUUGAAAGGUCUAAAAAAAUUAUGGUGUUUACACACACACACACCGAUAACAUUUAUAAACUGACUCACACAAUCACGAUUAUAAACACGCACACACAUUACAUGGACAGUAUCAGUAACUUUGCGUUUUUAACCGUCGUUGACUUGUGGCACCAAACUGCUGGUAGACAACUGAACCGCUGUAGACGUAAUAUCUUUCAACUUGCAAAACUUCCUUGUGUACAAGACUAAAUAGAACUUUUAGUCAAGUUGAUAUGAGAUAAAAUAAAUGUACUAGAUUUUAAUAAUAAUAUUUAAAAAAAUCAAAAAACAACUCACAACAAUAACAUAGUAAUAGUGACAACUGACCUCGCAAAUAUGGUCGAGGCCCCAGAAUCCCUUAGAAGAUUCUCGUAACCUGUCAGAGGGCAGUACAGCUGCUGACCUGCCACAUCACCAGAGGGUUCCUCAGUGGACACUGUUAGGAGGACUACAAUGAAUUUUGUUUCCCUCUAAUGAAGCUCGACCCUGGCAGCGUCAUAGAAUGAUAAUUAGGUCAUUUCCAUAAUAUUGAUAAUAGCAGCACGUAGUUACAGGUGCUUUUAAUUUUACGUUUAAUUUUAAUGACCUUUGUAUGCACUGACCAGUGGUCAUCUUCAAUGUAUAAAAUAUUUAGUAAGGAAUUGUAAAAAUGUGACUACGAUGUACAUGACACAGUAUGGACUUCUGGUUUUACAAGUGCGUUUGUGUUGACGCAUAUGUAAGUGUGUGUAUUUUUAACACACUGCUGUGUAUUUGAAAUAUAUAUAUAUACGUAUGUGCUGACAGACGUAUAAUUUUGUGCUAUUUUUAUUCGUUAUAAAGAUGUACUUAAAUUGGUGUAUCCCUUGUUCAAUAUCCUGGUUACAUUGAAAUAAUUAUUAGAAAUAUUUUUUGUUAAAAUUUUUAUUUCAUAACCGCACCUUUAUUUAACUUGUCCCCUGUCCACGAGAGAUAACUCUAGUGUCUUUAGCAUUAAAUAGGCCUACUCGUGUAUUAAAGACGAUACUUGGGAGUUGUUACGUGUAUGUUUCCAUGGAUACUAUAGCGGAAGUCAUUUCUAUGAGACUACUAACGAAGAAAAUGAGCUAAAUCUAGAAUACAGGUAUUACUGAAGGGAAGUAAGCAUCUAGUUUUUUUCUGAAAUUGUAUAUUUUAUGUUUUUGCAUUGGUUUUGGUAAUUAAUUUAUCUUGUUAUUCUUAUAAAUUAAAUCUAAUAACCAUUUAGUCAAUAUCAUUCUGAAAAUUCUUGUCUUGGUGAAAAAGAACUACUCUUUUUUAAAAUAAAAAAAAAUUAAUUUACAAAGUGGAAAUCAUAAUAGAAGAGAAAUCACGACGUACUUUAUUUAAUUAACACACGUUACCCGACAGCACAGUACAUCCCACACACAACAAAUAGACAACAUAAACUGAUAACUGCACUGAUAUGUAUAGAUAUUAACCAUAAGCUAUAGAAAUUUCUUGUGCCGGAAAUGAAUGAUCCUCCUAAGUUAUUUAACCAUAGUGUGUAGAGCUCAUAGCUACCAGAGGCUAU
Biomphalaria glabrata is the source of this 6064-nucleotide messenger RNA. RefSeq names its product brain-specific homeobox/POU domain protein 3-like. Gene Ontology annotation, molecular function: DNA-binding transcription factor activity, RNA polymerase II-specific; RNA polymerase II cis-regulatory region sequence-specific DNA binding. The transcript is spliced from 2 exons. Bases 1573 to 2670 code for a protein of 365 amino acids. Gene Ontology annotation, biological process: regulation of transcription by RNA polymerase II. NCBI's taxonomy places the organism in Eukaryota, Metazoa, Mollusca, Gastropoda, Planorbidae. The record is from RefSeq and is a predicted model, not a curated record.